CGAGGCGGUGUAUUCUUCUCUACUUACGAUGUGGAGUUUCUGCCUCAAACAAUCAGCAGUUGGGAUCGAAAACAAGGGCUGACUGUGAUACUCGAUACAUCUGGAAUCAUCAGCUACACCGCUUUCGGUUUCAGUUUCGGAAAUCGAGCCCUGUGUAGAAUGUUCAACAAAGCCUUAGUGAAAAUACUUCCCGGUGUUCCACAAAUCACCCUUGGUCCUGGCUAUGCACACAAAAAAGAAGCCGAGGACAUCACUGUUCAGGCUCGUCAUACUACUCUUUCACUGAAGUAUCAUCUUGAACAAUUGUUCGCCAUAUUCGGGAUAUCAAUGUGUUUAUGCAUGUUGACACUAAUUGCAGAAAUUGUUACAUGUCAUCUGGCGAGGAGAUACAAGAAUGACUGCACUUUGAGACGACAUCAGUCUAUUUUUGUUCCUUCCGUGUCAUUCGUCCGUAUGCCCCAA
Cylicocyclus nassatus is the source of this 462-nucleotide messenger RNA. The record is from the annotation of a GenBank genome assembly. Lineage: Eukaryota; Metazoa; Nematoda; Chromadorea; Rhabditida; Strongylidae.